This is a messenger RNA of Macrosteles quadrilineatus (aster leafhopper), 2403 nucleotides long. RefSeq lists its product as uncharacterized. NCBI's taxonomy places the organism in Eukaryota, Metazoa, Arthropoda, Insecta, Hemiptera, Cicadellidae. The transcript is spliced from 5 exons. Bases 1293 to 2072 code for a protein of 259 amino acids. The record is from RefSeq and is a predicted model, not a curated record.
UUCUACCCGUGAGGAGCGAACAUCGAGCCCAAAAUCUAAGACGAAACAGGGUUUAAAUUAAAAAUAGUUUAGUUAAAUAUAUUAAUUAUUUUGUAUAUUUUCCAAAUCUAUAGUUUUUUCAUUCUGACCCUCAAACGAUUCACAUAAUGACCUAAAAAUUAUUAGGCAGCUGACGGAAAUGUGCACUUGGUGGUUUAUUUUAUUAGUAAUUUUUACGUUUGCUUUAUGUGUAAACAGCAACAUUGAUUUGGACACUACUAUUGCGUCAGCGCGUUGUCAAGCAUUUUGCAUGUAUAAGAUGCAAUCAAGUCAACCCAAGCUGGAUUGCUGCAAGUUUUCCAAUUGUUCACAGGGUUCAGAAUGUCUAGAGGCGUGUCAGUUCCACUCUCCACCUCCCAGACCUGUCUCUACAGCGCCGCUGGAGGAGAUGCUGGUCAACCAGUCCAGAGUGUCAUGGCCGUCUACCCCAGGUCCUGUCAUAUAUGUGGUGAUGACUGUCAGACUUGACAUCCUCCGUAUUUCCAGGGUUCAGAAUGUCUAGAGGCGUGUCAGUUCCACUCUCCACCUCCCAGACCUGUCUCUACAGCGCCGCUGGAGGAGAUGCUGGUCAACCAGUCCAGAGUGUCAUGGCCGUCUACCCCAGGUCCUGUCAUAUAUGUGGUGAUGACUGUCAGACUUGACAUCCUCCGUAUUUCCAGGGUUCAGAAUGUCUAGAGGCGUGUCAGUUCCACUCUCCACCUCCCAGACCUGUCUCUACAGCGCCGCUGGAGGAGAUGCUGGUCAACCAGUCCAGAGUGUCAUGGCCGUCUACCCCAGGUCCUGUCAUAUAUGUGGUGAUGACUGUCAGACUUGACAUCCUCCGUAUUUCCAGGGUUCAGAAUGUCUAGAGGCGUGUCAGUUCCACUCUCCACCUCCCAGACCUGUCUCUACAGCGCCGCUGGAGGAGAUGCUGGUCAACCAGUCCAGAGUGUCAUGGCCGUCUACCCCAGGUCCUGUCAUAUAUGUGGUGAUGACUGUCAGACUUGACAUCCUCCGUAUUUCCAGGGUUCAGAAUGUCUAGAGGCGUGUCAGUUCCACUCUCCACCUCCCAGACCUGUCUCUACAGCGCCGCUGGAGGAGAUGCUGGUCAACCAGUCCAGAGUGUCAUGGCCGUCUACCCCAGGUCCUGUCAUAUAUGUGGUGAUGACUGUCAGACUUGACAUCCUCCGUAUUUCCAGGGUUCAGAAUGUCUAGAGGCGUGUCAGUUCCACUCUCCACCUCCCAGACCUGUCUCUACAGCGCCGCUGGAGGAGAUGCUGGUCAACCAGUCCACAGUGUCAUGGCCGCCUACCCCAGGUCCUGUCAUAUAUGUGGUGAUGACUGACGGGACUCAGCUGUGUCAGACACUUCAAUCCUCUGUCUCUCUCCCACCCUCUGUAGACCCCUCCACAGUGCGAGUGUUGGUGGUGGACUGGCGAGGGUUGGUCAAGGUGUUCUGCCCUGUUGAAGAGUCUCCUAUAGACCAGACGCUGCGCAUACUUCGUAGUCUGGGGAUGGAAGGAGAAUUUAAUGGGAACCUACCAAAGAACUCUUCACACCAUACGAACCUGAAGAUCACGUGUUCACCACCUUGGAGGUUAAGCAUCGAGUCAGUUCUCCAACAACCGCCAUUGGUUGUUGUCCAAAUCAGCUGGCGACACUAUCACAAUCAGCUGAUAAAGAUCAAAGGAGUGACGUCAUAUAUGGUCACGUGGACAAUGAGCGAAGGUGUCGUCAAAGGAAACGUGUUUACCAACGCCUCAACAAUCACUUUGUCAUUGCUGCCUGAAACAGUCUACAGAAUACAGGUUUUAAGGUUUGACGAAAAAUGCCAAAGUGAGGUUAUCGUGCUAGAUACCUCAAGUAGCUCUAAAACCAAUCUAUCAUCCACAUGGAAUGGAGACAUUUCACAAUCAAGUAUAAUAAUGUAUAGGUGGCAGUAUGCAAGACAUGUGGCAAUGUUAGUAUUUAUUUUAGUGAUAGCAGGUGUAGUUUGGAGGUGGAGGUAUGGCAAGUAUCUACCCAAGAAUAGAAAAUUUUAUGAGAGAAUCUAAACCACAUUCGCAUAGUCCUAAAAAAAUCCUAAUAUUUGUACUGUUAGAAAAUCCUAUUAGGACAUUCUUAUGUUUUAAUGAAGGAUGACAAUGUCAAUAAUUGGUUGUGCCAGUUUCAUUGGUUUAAAGACCUUAUAAUGUCAGAGUGGUCCCUAGUAGUCUGUUCGUUCCCAAUAUAAAAGAUAAAAUUAUAUGAAGAAUAAAAUAAGAUUCAAUCAUGCUAAUAAUAAUGUUAUGGGAAAAAUGAUAAUAUCAGUAUUAUAAUUAUGAAACCAUGUAACUAUGUAAAUAAAGCCAUACAUUAAUUAUUCUAGUCACAAUUUAUGUUAUA